Messenger RNA from Hemisphaericaspora subhashii, 5070 nucleotides. RefSeq names its product Srb9p (gene SRB9). Lineage: Eukaryota; Fungi; Ascomycota; Pichiomycetes; Serinales; Debaryomycetaceae. Gene Ontology annotation, biological process: regulation of transcription by RNA polymerase II. The transcript has a single exon. Gene Ontology annotation, molecular function: transcription coregulator activity. Gene Ontology annotation, cellular component: mediator complex. The record is from RefSeq and is a predicted model, not a curated record. Bases 1 to 5070 code for a protein of 1689 amino acids.
AUGUUGUUAACGCAUUAUUAUAAACUAGCCCAUCUGCAAAAGAUUCAUUAUUCAGUAUUAGUAUCCAACACUAAUAAUCAUCAAGAAUUAUUAGAAUUAGAAUUAAAAAUCAGACAUUAUCAUCCAAACAUCCUAAUAACAUAUUAUAAUAAGUGUUUGUAUUACUUUUCAUUUGAUCAUAAUUAUCAUAAUAAUCAACUUCUCCAUGACGUAAUUAACGAAUAUGACAAUUUACAAAUCAAAUUUUCCAAUACAAUUACAGCAGAUCAAUAUUCGAAUCCACCGAAAAGUGGCCCUAGCAAUGGCAUCAAUGGGGAUGACGAAGAAGAAUUCUUCCCAUUCGAACCACUAAGCUUUUUAAAAGCAGUUAAGAAAAUGGUUUUAUAUGAAUUAUCAAGUCGUGGCUUGGUACAAUUAUUUGGAAAUUAUUGUGCAAUUAGUGAAGAUGACAAAGCAUAUUCAAUACUAUGCAUUGAUCCAAUACUUUUCCCCAAUGGAGAUUUAAUGAUAUCUUGUGUUCAAAGAGAACCAAUUAGAUUGUUUCCUACUCGCAUGUUGGACUACAAUUCUGAUCCGAAUUUCGUUAUUUAUCUUGUACCUAGCGGUAUUCGAUGUCAUUUAUUUGAUCCAACUAAUCUUCAAAAUAACUUUGUGGAGCUGAAUAACUUAGAUAAUGCAGAUUUAUUGGAAUUAUUACAACUAAGCACUGGGAUUUCAUACGGUGUUGAUAGCGAUAUAGCCUGGUUCAAGUUGAUUCCGAAUUUGAAACAUCUAAAUAAUCAAGCUUCACCAAUUGCGAAAUUCGUUCAUACAGUAGAAAAUAGGAAAUUCAUACUAUGGCCCUGGAACCUAUGUUUAGUACAGCUUGGAAAAGUUGAACAAUUACCCGAAGAAAUCGUUGUGGACGAAAUACCGAGAUCUGCCAAUCCUUUAAGUCUAAUUUCUGAAUUUGUGGAUUUUCAAAUAACACAUCAUAGAAAACAACAAGAACAACAAAUCCAACAACAACAGGAACAACAUCAGGAAAAUAGAGUAUCCACCACUGGUCCAUUCAAUGUACCUAGUGUACCUUCGUCAAUAGGGGAUAUUGGAUCUGUGGGACCAAUGACACAAAUGGAAGGACCAAAAGACAUUGGCUCCAUAGAUAUGAACAUGAACACGCCCAUCAGUGCAGAAUUAUUUAAUUUGCAAAGUGCCGAUGCUUUCUUUAAAAAUGAUAAUGGUUCAGAGAUUAAGGAGGAAAGCGAGCAGAUAGCUUCUGAUGAAAAAGAUGAAGAAGAUAUGGAAAUAGAUGAUUUGUUCGGAGGCGAUGAUGAUGAAGACGAAUCAGAAUUGUUCGAAGACGAAGAAGAUAAGGGAUCCAAGGAAGACGACGAAAAUAAAGAAACGGAGGAACCGAAUGCUGAUUUGGAACAAGGUGAAAAGCUUGAUGGCUUGUUUGACAACAUGGACAACAAAUCAAAAGACGAAGAAGAAAUCAAAAAAGACGAAACAGAUAUACAGAAGGAAACUUUAAAACGACCUUAUUUUGAUAUACCCAAAGAUCAAAUGAUGAUAUCCAAAUACAUUAGUCCUGACUAUAACGAUCCGGGGGCACCUUUACCAAUAAUACCAACUCCGUUUGUACUGUCAACAAUGCCACAAUCUGCCAUAACUACUAAUCCACCAUCAGCACCCCCCAUUCCAGAUAACCCAGACUAUCCCGAAGAGACGUCGAAUAUGAAUGUGGCUCAAUCGGCACCUCGUCUGCUGAUUCCAGAGCAGAAAUCCAUAUUUUCACCCAUUUUAUUCAAUCCGAUAAUUAAGAGUAAUAUCGACACCAAAUACGGAAAAGGCGGGAAGUUUUAUGUUGAUCGAGAAUCAUCAGUGGAUCCAAGUUUUGAUAAGAAAAGAAGAGAGAUGAGAGCAACAAGUGUAAGUGGGUUGGAAAUUUCAUUCAAUCGAGAAGACAAAGAAUCCAAAUUACAUCAUAGACAAUCUUCUUUAGAAGACAUUUAUGAUUCUGAAUCUUCUUCAAGUGAAGAAAGUGAUGUGGAUGAAGAGGUUAUCGAAGAUGAUAUUACAAAUUCCCCUCCAUUGAAAUUGAAUACUUAUAAUGAAUCAGCUUAUUAUCCUCCUGGAAGUAUAGGCGCUGCUGUCAAUGGUGGUAAUAAUCAAAUCAACCUGGCUAUCAUUCAACAAGCAGAAUUUCCAUCAUCCAGCAUUGCUGGUGAUAAACCAGGCUACAAUCCUGCAUUGAAUACUGGCGGUUUUGGAUCUCCAUUCACUAAUCAAUUGGCCAAAUUUCCAACCUUGAAGGCCGACUCGCCAUUUUCUUCGCAUGAAAUGCAACUGGGAAUGUCACCUAUAGAUUUCGAAAAUGCACAAGUCCAACAAACACCUAAGUUACAACCAAUGGUUGCACAAUCGGAUAUGGCAGCCAGUAAGGGAGCUAGCUCGGAAACAUCUCCAAUGAAGCUGAUAAAUGAACCUUCAAAUUAUUUACCAUUGAUUCUUCGAAGUAUUAAUAUUUCAACUAUCCCGAAUGUAUUUUUGAUGAAUAAUUUAACAAGUAAACAGCUUUUACCAAAUUUUUCAAUAAAUGAUGAUGAUUUAGACAACGAUUUGGAAAUCACCAAGAGUAAUGAAAUGAUUAUCAAACAUGAACAUCUCCGUGAAUUUCUUAAUUUUUUGUCACCGAAUAUAGUUUAUGAUUUUGGAUUAAAUAAUCCGAAUCAAAGUGGAAUGGAAUUUUAUUUCAAAGGGUUCAAUCCUAAGAAAACUGAUUUAUCUUCAAAUUUUGUCCGAUAUCAUGCACCACCCAAGUUUUUCAAACGGAAGUUUAGUGAAAUAUUUCCAUAUUCUUAUAGAGUGAAUAUGAUUGAAUUUUUGAGAGACUAUAAAGAAUUGGAAAGUGAAGAUCCAUUGGAUAACCAAUUGAGUUUCUUAGAGGAUAUUACCAAUGAUGAUGAUGAUUUUGACGAUGAUCCUAAAAAGCUGUAUAAGAAAUUGAAAUCUUUAGAAUGGGAUUCGUUUGAUUUAGAUAAUACGGACAAGGAAACAUUUGAGAAGUAUCGAGAUAUAAACACCAAACUUAAUUCAAAUAUUAUUCCGGAUCAAGAGUCAUGUUUUAAAUUACCAGUGGUUAAAACCAAGAUAUUGAAAAAUAACAAUAUAAUUAAUCUUAAUAGUCUCGGAUUAGAUUAUUGGAAAUAUUUGAAUUUCAGUCCUGUUCGAGAUCAGAAGAAUUUCCAAAUUUUGGUUAUUGAUGAAGGAUGCGGAAAUCAUGAUAGUAGAGAUAGUUGUGCAAGUGAAUUUUUGGAUCUUCUUUCAUAUAAUUAUGGUGAAUGUAAUUUUGGUAAUAUUUCAAGGGUUAAUUUAUCAACGGUGGAAACUAGACCAGAUCUUGAAUCGGUGUCCAAUGGUGUACAAGUGAUCAAUAGAGAAAAAGGGCAAUCUUAUAAUGAUUUUUAUAUUCAGACAAAUAAGAAACUUAUUUCAUUGGUUGAAUUGAUUAAAUUGGAUCUUAUUAAUAAGACAAAUAAUUUUGAAUUUGAUAGACCAUUGUUACUUUUAUUUGUUAAUUAUAAUAAGAGUCUUAACUCAGUGCUUCAGAUAUGUAAGAUUUUCAGGAAUUUUAAAGUUGCAUUAACACAACAUCAAUUACCAUUAGUUCAAAUAUUUAGUAAGAUAAUCCCUGCCUCAUUGAUAGUGAAAAGAUUAUAUGGAGAAACUCAUUUGAAAGUUCUUAGUAAUCAUAAAUUGACUAGACUUUCGAUGAAUCUUUAUAAUGAAUGUCCUAAUGAUUUAGCAAAUAAUGAUAUUUCGAAAUAUAUUUAUACUUCUAUAGUGAAGGAACCACCGACCAAGAUUCAAUUCAAGUUUAUGAAUACAUCAGCCAGAGAUAAUAAUUUCAAUGAUGAUAUAUUUUUACAUUUAGCGUAUGAAGGAUCAGUUGAUAAGAAGUGGUUUUCAGCUGCAUGGUCAGAUCCAUCUGGAUCGGUUACUUAUACAAAAUCAUGGUAUUGUGCUAAUAAUCCUGCAUCAUCCAAUGGAACAAAUGGGAAUUAUAGAAAUGACGCAUCAGAUAUUGCCAGUAUUAGUGAUGAUAUUUGGAACAUAUCUCUUUCUAUCUUUAAGAAUUUGAACGAUGAAAUGAAUAAUAAGGCAACCACCGUGGGAGGAAAGAAAUUUUUGGUUUUAACUAGAGUUAAUAGUGUUAUUCCCGAUGAUGAAUUAGUACAAUGGAAACGUUUAAGUAUCAAACAUAAAGAAAUUUCAUUGAUUGUGUUAUCAGUUAGUCAAUCUCCAAAGUUAAUAUUUGCCAGUGAUUAUACUGUAUCUUACGCUUCAGAAAUCGCUCCAUCGCCAACUGGUUUAUUUCCCAUGAAUGUUGGUACACAAUUGAGAGAUCAUACUCCAUUAUCACAAGACAGAGAGAGCUUUUUCAAAGCAUUCUCUACGUCUGACAACUCAUCGCCCGGCACUGGAGGUCCUGGAAUGGUUGCUUCACCUAAUGGAUUGAUUUUCCAUUCUCCACAACAAUUUGUGAAUGUUCCAGCUAAUUUCUUAUCACCACAAGAUCCUACAUCAGGAGGAGGCAUUGGUACUUCUACCGGUGGUAUGAGUAAUUCCAUUGGGGCAGAUAUGAAUCUUCACGACCCAGAAUCAGAAAUCGUAGGGAUAAUACCAAAGAUCCCAUUGCCAUCAUUUAAUUCACCAUCAAGAUUAGGUAUGAAAAUAGGAUAUUUAAUUAAAGAAUGGGAUAGAGAAUAUGGAGAUCAUGGAAUUAAAGAUUUUGAUUUUGCCACCCAUCUUGCAUUUGAAGUUAAUUUACUUAGUUGUUCGAAUUAUUGGGAUUUAGAUGUGUUAAUGACACUUAUUCUUAAUCAUUAUAAGAAAUUGAUUGCAUUGAAUGAUAUUUUAUGUAUGAGAGAUAUUGAUGGUAAAAUGAUGGCAUGUGAAGCGGAAGAAGAAGGUGGAUACAAUGAUAAAAUUGUUAAUUAUGAAAUCAGUGGACUUAUACCUUGGCAUAUUGCUGCUGUCGGUAAAUCUUUAGAUUAUUUGGUUCAUGUUUAUGUAGAAGAGUAA